CGCGCCCAUCAUUACUUAUAAGGAAGAACAAUCUGCGUGCGCUAAUAAUAAUCGCUGCCAGUGUGAGCUCCAUAGCAAGUCUAUAUUUAGCGCCAUGGUUGUUAGAGUGAUCAGAGAGCGCUGGCUGUCCGCUUUUACUCGUAGUGACUUCCUAGCAGCGGUGAUCACCUCUCCACUGUCCGGAGGACGAGGCUCGCUCUAUCCUGCAGCCCGCACGUUUGGUGUAUCCAGCCGCUCACAGCCUGUGAUAACAGCGCCCCCUACCUUCCGUCCUGUGCCAGCGCUGCGCCCGCCUAUUCCAUCGACUCACCGGUAUUUCAAUCCCAGGACCAGAGAAGGAGAUUGGCUCCUCCCUCAUCUCCAGCCUGCGGCUCCCUAUUGGCUCAUUUCCAGACCACUCACCUUAUCAGCUUACCUCAUGGCUGCCAGUGGGAAGAUUGACCUGAAUUCCCCCUCCAUCAGCUGGAAGGAGGCCAAAAAUUUCCUAAAAAGUCUCAACAAGAAGCAGAGACGGGAACACUAUGGCGCAAAAGAUUUUAUCAAACUGAAGGAUAUCCCAACAUGGAAAGACACAGCAAAAAAGGUAAAAGCCAAACCUUCUGAAGAAGUCAAGUUCCCAAAGAACAAAGACCUGAUAGAGAAAAUCUCUCUUAUCAGGGGGGACAUCACUAAACUGGAGAUAGAUGCCAUUGUCAAUGCAGCUAAGAAUACCCUCUUGGGAGGUGGAGGAGUGGAUGGAUGCAUACACCAGGCUGCAGGUCAACUCUUGAAGCAUGAAUGCAGCUCUCUGGAUGGCUGUGAAACUGGACAGGCAAAAAUUACCUGUGGCUACCUACUUCCUGCCAGAUAUGUCAUUCAUACAGUGGGCCCAGUGGCUGAGGGAAAUCCGGGGCCCAAGCAGAAGGAGGAUCUGAGUAACUGCUACAAGAACAGCAUGUACCUGGCAUCUGAGAGCAAGCUCCGCUCAGUGGCUUUCCCAUGUAUCUCUACUGGAGUAUUUGGAUACCCCUCCGAGGAGGCUGCGGAUGUAGCACUGGAAACCAUUAGGAGCUAUCUGGAGGAACACAAGGACAAGUUUGACCGUAUUAUCAUCUGCGUUUUCCUGGAGAAAGAUGAAGACAUCUAUCUCAAGAAGCUUCCUGAAUAUUUCCCUUUGGCAUAAAACAGAAGCCUUCGUCAGUCUUCAGGACCAAGAAACGGAGUCCUGUAAGCUGUAGGGCCGUGUGUGAAGACCGAUCCAACUGAACCCGCAUCUUUCCGCCUAUCUCUUUCACACUCUUACUGUGAUUUCAGUAAAGUCAAUGAUACACAA
Molecule: messenger RNA, 1312 nt
Organism: Rana temporaria (common frog)
Lineage: Eukaryota; Metazoa; Chordata; Amphibia; Anura; Ranidae
Gene: MACROD1
Product: mono-ADP ribosylhydrolase 1
Exons: 11
Coding region: 95-1162 (355 amino acids)
Biological process (GO): peptidyl-glutamate ADP-deribosylation; purine nucleoside metabolic process; DNA damage response
Cellular component (GO): nucleoplasm
Molecular function (GO): ADP-ribosylglutamate-[protein] hydrolase activity
Source: RefSeq, a predicted model, not a curated record